Messenger RNA from Bombina bombina (fire-bellied toad), 3672 nucleotides. RefSeq names its product oocyte zinc finger protein XlCOF6. Lineage: Eukaryota; Metazoa; Chordata; Amphibia; Anura; Bombinatoridae. The record is from RefSeq and is a predicted model, not a curated record. The transcript is spliced from 6 exons. The coding region runs from base 1 to 1737 and encodes 578 amino acids.
AUGUCAUUUGGGAAGAAGAAUGCUCCAACUACCUUCCAGAGAAUGGUAGAUCACCUCCAGGACUGGAUGACACCAUCAUCACCAUUUGGUCCACCUAGGCGUCGUUCUAACCUGCAUCAGGGCCGCCGGUCUGGCCCUGAAGCCCGACAAGUAUGCCUCCAUGUUCGGGUUGGGAGCAGUACUGAGCCAGGUGGACAAGGAAGGGCAGGACCACCCUGUAGCCUACAUCAGCUGGAAGCUAUUGCCCAGGGAGUCUGUGUAAAAUCACUUCCUGUGCUGGCUGCUGCUGGGCACCACAAGACCACUGAUAUCUAUCAGCUACUGAUACCCAGAGAGCAGUUACCUCUGAGACCUGCUGCCAACAUGGAGUCGCACGUGUCGGAUACACAGAGAUCUGAUGACCAGCAGACUGUAGACACGUCCCAGCAGACUAUACAAUACAAUGAUAAAGUGACGGACACAACCUGUAUACAGAUCAAACAGGAAGAAACAGAUCACCCCAUAUCUCACCGAAUAGUUCCCACAGAGGAUAAACCUUCCACGUUCUCUGUGAGUCCAAAACCUUUUAUAAAACCGGAAACUCUUCAAUCCAAGCAAAUAACUGAAGCAGACGAAAAGCCUUUUACCUAUAACGGAUGUGAUAAAACCUUUACAGAUAAUGUCUCGAAUACUACAUCUCCACACCAGAAAACAGAAAAUAAUAGAUUAACUCCAGACAGCCCCCCAAAAAACAGCUCUAAAGACGAUGACCAAACUCUAGAUAUGUCCCAGGAGACAUUUCAAGAUAACGAUCAACUGAUGGAACUUGGACUACACAUAAUAUGCGUAGACAUCAAACAAGAGGAAAUAGAUCACCCGAUAUCUGAAGAAAUAUUUCCCACAGAGGAUAGACCUUCCACGUUUGCUGAAAGUUCCGAAAAUGAAGCUCAUCAAUCUAAACAAACUAUUGAAUCAGAGAAAAAGUCUUUGACAUGUACAGAUUGUAAAAAAACCUUUGCACAUAGGUCAGCUCUCCUCCAACACCAAAAGAUUCAUACAGGGGAGAAACACACCUGCAAAGAGUGCGGUAAAGAUUUUACACAAAAAUAUAGUCUGAGAUGUCAUGAAAGGAUCCACAGAGGUGAGAAGCCAUUUGCUUGCACAGAGUGUGGGAAAGCUUUUACGAUAAAACAAAAUCUUAAACUUCAUGAAAGGAUCCACACAGGUGAGAAACCAUACUGGUGCCCAGAGUGUGGGAAGCGGUUUUCACACAAGCCAGGUCUUCUAAGUCACAGAAGAGUUCAUUUUGUGGACCUUAGUAAAGUGGAGCUUUACAAAGAGACUUUCACCUGUGUAGAAUGUGGGGAAAUUUUUCCCAAAAAAAAUCAACUGCAAUGUCAUAUGCGGUUUCAUGAAACUGUAAAUCCAUUUACUUGCAAUGUGUGUGGGAAAGUUUUUUCACGAAAGGGUACAUUGAAAACUCAUAUGCAAAUUCACACAGGGGAAAAACCAUUCAGUUGUAAAGAGUGUGGGAAAAGCUUUUCUCAUAAGACUCAUUUCGAUUCUCAUAUGUGGGUUCACACAGGGGAAAAACCGUUUAGUUGUCCAGACUGUGGGAAAAGCUUUACACAAGAGAUUGGUCUUGUUUAUCAUCAGAGAAGUCACACAGGGGAGAAACCUUACACGUGUACACAGUGUGGGAAAAGCUUUGCACAAAAAGGUCAUUUUAAUACUCACAUGCAGAUUCACACACGUUAAAAAAACAUUUAAUUAUAUGGAGUAUGGGAGGUUUUACACAUCAGAUUAAUUCAUUCUGUGAAUGCUUUUGCCCUGAGCAUGCAAUAGGAUUUUUUGAAACGUCACAUGCUGUAUUUAUACACAGGGAAAAUCAUUUACUUAAACAGAAUGUGGGAAAUUUUAUACAUGGAUGAGUCAACAGAAAUCUCAUUUGUGUAUAAAGACUGAGGGAAACCAAAUGUACAAAGUGUAAAAAUGCUUUGUAUGAAUCUAAUGGUGGAUCUUCUCACGCAAUGAAGAAUUCAUAGUGGGCUGAAGUCAUUUGUGUGUAAUUAAUGCAGUAAACAAAUAUGCAGCUACCAAACUAUACAGGGGAGUAACAGUUUAUUUGCAAAGUUUUGUAGAAGCUUUAGACAAAAAUGAGAUUCCUUAAUCAUUGUAAGUGCUUCUAAUUAUUGUUUAUUUUAUUGUAAAUCUCAGAUCUAAAUUUCUUUUCUGUUGUCCCAUAUUUCUCAUGUCCUUAUUAUACUCACAUCUGGCACUGCCUAAACUCUGUUGAGAAAUGGCAAAACCUCUCCUCAGACUACCAAGACCACAUCAUUAGGUUAGUUUCUACCUAAACAUUAUUGUUCAGACUCCACCAAAUAAAUGAUCAGACUAGUAUCUGCACCACCAGUGCUAUUCAUUUAGAUCGCACACAAUAGAAAGCAUUUUAUACAGAAUGGGGGACUAGUUUUACAUAUUGUAUUCAUGUGAUUCACAUGAGAAAAAAAACAUUAUGUGCAAAGACACUAGUGAAGUUACCAGCAGAGAAGUCCAAAGUAACAAUUUAAAGAUGAGUAGCUGGAUAGUCUGUCCAUAGAGCACAGUACAGGCAAGUGAGAGGCAAAAACGCAUAAAUCAGGAUACUAGCCAGCGUCAAGAUCAAGGAAACAAUUCAGGAGCAGGAGUGCCAGUUUAUCCAUAAAGAAUCAUCAAGCACAGAACUGGUUUUUAUCCUCAUCCUCAUCCUGGGUCCUUGGUGCAAAAAUACACUCAGGGUAAUUUCAUAUGCUAAUGUCACAAGUAUAACUACCUUUAGCACAGGUAACUUUAUCCAGAAUAGCAUUAAUUUCACAGGGAGGCUCAGAUAUGGUAUCCUAAGUACACAUCUUCAUAACUAAUUUCAGUAGAAGGGCCAGCCUUCUAACCAUAACUAACUUCUCCUUAUACACUCUGUUAAUUAAAGAACAAGCUUGGAGAGAAAUAAGGGAUCCAAUACCACCCACCUCACUAAGCCUCUUCAAAAGAGCACCUGGAGCUGUGCCCAGAAAGCCGGGCCUGACACUAAUCUUCAUACAGUAGAGCGAGGAAAUGUUUCACAAUCUAGUUACUGACAAACGAGAAACCUGUUGUGUCCAUAGUAUUUGGCUAGAUUUUCUCGCAACAGGAGAUUAAUCAAAUAUUUGAGACAUGGUUACGUAUGAGAAGAAUCACUCAGGUAAAAACUGACACACAAUAGUAGAAUCAUGCACAGACUUGAUCAUGAUGUUUAAAUGAUUUAGUUCAUAUAGUUAAUUUGCCCUUAUUAUGAUAUAUUGUAUUGUUUCUGGAAGAAGCUUCAUUUUACAACAGGAUAUUUGAUGUGAUACGGCCACAGAGAAGAAGCAAACAAACAUAAGAUAAACUAUAAUUUUGGAUCAUAUUAGUUUUUGGUCAUUACAUCCUAUUGAAUGAACCCUUUGUGUACCACAGUUGUCUUCUCCAUGCCAAGCGUUGGACACAUUUAUGUUUUUGGCAUCAUAAGUUAAAUUGUGUUUUCUUUUCAUAAUAUAGUUUACAUACAGAAAUGUAUCUAUUGCUUUUUGUUUGAUAAGCAUCAGGUUAUCUUUAAUAUUGCACAUGUUGAAUUGAUUAGAUGUCAUUUGACAAUGCUGUAAAGUUUCACUAAUAAAAAUUGAAGAUAAGUUAUUUUAA